This is a messenger RNA of Pelobates fuscus (common spadefoot toad), 1163 nucleotides long. RefSeq names its product chromosome 2 C1orf131 homolog (gene FSAF1). Bases 19 to 858 code for a protein of 279 amino acids. Lineage: Eukaryota; Metazoa; Chordata; Amphibia; Anura; Pelobatidae. The transcript is spliced from 7 exons. The record is from RefSeq and is a predicted model, not a curated record.
AUCCUGAAUCUUUCCAGUAUGGAAGAUGCACAGGGAUACGUCGAGGUCCAGGACCAGUUAAACUCCCUGCUUAGUGAUCUGUAUGAUUUCGGUGAUAAUUUUGUACACAGAGACAAGACAAAAACAAAGAGAGUUGCUGCUACUCAAAAACAUAAUUCCUUGAAAAAGCCAGAUGAUGGUGGAAAUGUCGGUGAACUUAAUGAAUGUCUUGCAUCAUCCAAAUCACACUCCAAAAGCAAGACAAAGAAUGCAUUAAUGUUUUUUAAAAGCAUUAAGGAUGAGCUACGUGAUAAGAUUGAUCUUACAGAUACACCAUCUGCGGAACCUAAUGGGGUCUCUUGUUCUGAGCAAGGGGAACCCAAUGUUGAAGUGGUGACUUUCAGUAGUUAUCGAAAAAAGAAAAAAGCCAAAGUAGAAAGUAAUGUUGAGCCACAGGAGGGUACUGAGACCAGCUUAGAGGAGAAAGAUGCAGAUGAAACCAAACACAUGUUUAACUUGGAAAAGGCACGCUUGGAAGUUCACAAGUUUGGAAUCACAGGAUACAAGAAGGAAAAACAAAGACUUUUUGAAAAAGAGAGAGCAAUUAUGUUGGGAGCUAAGCCACCAAAGAGAGAAUAUUUAAAUUACAAAGUCUACCAAGAAAAAAGAGCAGCAAGGAAGGAAGAUAGUAGAAUGGAAAAUAGUCUUGAGGCUUCAAGUAAAAAGCUGAAACGGGGACAUGGAGAGAGGAAAACAAAAAAGGUCAAAAACUCAGGAGGAAUUAUACCAACAGGACAUGUCGGAAAAUUUAAGAAUGGGGCAUUAUUCCUAAGUGUUAAAGACAUAAAGAUGAUUAAGCAAUCCAAAGUGAUUAAAUGAAGACCGAAUAAGAAAACAUUCUGCAUUUCAAGCGCCAAUAUCAAAAUUCUGUGAUUGUCACACAAUUAAGUUUGUAUGAUGCAAACCUGUGAAAGUUUGAUGGUGCUUUUAUAUGUGCCCUGUUCUUUUUCAAGAAAAAAAGGAUAGAAACGUAACAAAGUAACCCACAUUCCAAAGUAGAAAGCUGGAAGCACAAUGAGGUAGCCUUUUUAUCCACUUCUUUCCCGCUACCUGGAAUCUUUCAAGUUAAAGUUGGUUUUAUUAUAUUUUGAUUAAACAAUAUAUACUAUUUACAGAAUAAGAUC